Messenger RNA from Scutellospora calospora, 248 nucleotides. The record is from the annotation of a GenBank genome assembly. NCBI's taxonomy places the organism in Eukaryota, Fungi, Glomeromycota, Glomeromycetes, Diversisporales, Gigasporaceae.
AUCUCACAACAAAUUUUCUUAUUAAUUUAUUGGAAAAAAAUAAUAUUGAUAUUGGAAAAAUUUGGUUUUUCAAAAAUUAUCAACAAUUUUCUAUCGAAUAUAAUAAUGAAAGAUUUUAUUUUGCUAUCCUUAAUAAAAAUAUCAAAGCUUUUAAAAAAAAUUGUGGUGAAUUAGUAGAAUAUUCUGAUUCAUUUAUCGAACAUGAACAUCUUCAUUUUUUAAUCAGUAAUAAAGGAUUUUCACAUCAU